CUCAGAACCCGGAGAAGGAUAGUAUGCCUUCUGGAUUAAUACGUUGAGGUUUUUUUUUUUUUUUUUAAAUCUCUAGUUAGUUUUUCUUGAUGAUGUGAAACUGGAUAACAAUGUCUCCCAGAAACGAGAAGUGUGACGUGAGAACAAGCCGUCUUGGACCUAGAUUAUGAACAUUGGUUGUUUUGAAAGGAAUGUGCAGGAGACAGCCUUUGCAAGAAAAACUUGCUGCAUAACCUUACAUGGGCUAAAGAUGAAACUUUAAACCGGCAAAUCAGCCUUGAGUGGAAUUUGACAGAAGAUGUUCCAACAGUUUUCUCUCUGCAAAUGGUUCGCUUCAGGGAUUAUCCUCGGUUGUCUCUUCACAGUCUGCUCGGGCCAAUAUGAUGACGACUGGCAAUAUGAGGAUUGCAAACUAGCUCGAGGAGGACCACCAGCCACCAUAGUUGCCAUUGACGAAGAGAGUCGGAAUGGUACAAUUCUGGUGGAUAACAUGCUGAUCAAAGGAACUGCUGGAGGACCAGACCCAACCAUAGAACUCUCUUUAAAGGACAACGUGGAUUACUGGGUAUUGUUGGAUCCUGUCAAACAAAUGCUUUUCCUGAACAGCACAGGCAGAGUUUUGGAUAGAGACCCUCCAAUGAAUAUACACUCUAUUGUGGUGCAAGUUCAGUGCAUCAACAAAAAAGUGGGCACUGUUAUCUACCAUGAAGUUCGAAUUGUGGUGAGAGACAGAAAUGACAACUCACCCACAUUCAAGCAUGAAAGCUACUAUGCCACAGUAAAUGAGCUCACUCCAGUUGGCACCACAAUCUUCACAGGAUUUUCAGGAGACAAUGGAGCUACAGACAUAGAUGAUGGCCCAAAUGGACAGAUAGAAUAUGUUAUUCAGUAUAAUCCAGAUGAUCCAACUUCCAACGACACUUUUGAAAUUCCACUCAUGUUGACUGGAAAUGUAGUGUUAAGGAAGAGGCUCAACUAUGAAGAUAAGACUCGCUACUUUGUCAUCAUCCAAGCUAAUGACCGUGCACAAAACCUAAAUGAACGGCGAACCACCACCACCACCCUCACAGUGGACGUUCUGGAUGGAGAUGACCUGGGUCCAAUGUUUCUUCCAUGUGUCCUCGUGCCAAACACUCGUGACUGUCGCCCACUCACCUAUCAAGCUGCCAUACCUGAGCUGAGAACUCCAGAAGAACUGAACCCCAUCAUUGUUACGCCACCCAUCCAAGCCAUUGAUCAGGACCGGAAUAUCCAGCCACCAUCAGACAGGCCAGGCAUCCUCUAUUCCAUCCUUGUUGGGACUCCUGAGGAUUACCCAAGAUUUUUUCAUAUGCAUCCUAGGACUGCAGAGCUUAAUCUCCUGGAGGCAGUAAAUAGAGACUUUCACCAGAAGUUUGAUUUGGUUAUUAAGGCUGAACAGGACAAUGGUCAUCCUCUUCCCGCUUUUGCCAGUCUACAUAUUGAAAUACUGGAUGAAAACAAUCAGAGUCCAUAUUUCACAAUGCCCAGUUAUCAAGGCUAUAUUCUGGAAUCUGCUCCAGUGGGAGCAACUAUUUCUGACAGUCUGAAUUUGACCACCCCUCUAAGAAUUGUAGCUCUGGACAAGGAUAUAGAAGAUACGAAAGACCCAGAGCUUCAUCUUUUUUUGAAUGAUUACACUUCAGUCUUCACUGUCACACAGACUGGAAUCACUCGCUACCUCACCUUACUUCAACCGGUGGACAGGGAAGAACAGCAAACUUACACCUUUUCGAUAACAGCAUUUGAUGGUGUUCAAGAAAGUGAGCCAGUUAUUGUCAAUAUUCGGGUAAUGGAUGCAAAUGACAACACUCCAACCUUCCCUGAAAUAUCCUAUGAUGUCUAUGUUUAUACAGAUAUGAAUCCUGGGGACAGUGUCAUACAGCUCACUGCAGUCGACGCAGACGAAGGGUCAAACGGGGAGAUCACAUAUGAAAUCCUGGUUGGCGCUCAGGGAGACUUCAUCAUCAAUAAAACAACAGGGCUUAUCACCAUCGCUCCAGGGGUGGAAUUAAUGGUUGGACGGACUUACGCGCUCACGGUCCAAGCAGCGGAUAAUGCUCCUCCAGCAGAGAGAAGGCAUUCCAUCUGUACUGUGUACAUUGAAGUGCUUCCUCCAAAUAAUCAAAGCCCUCCUCGCUUCCCACAGCUGAUGUAUAGCCUUGAAAUCAGCGAGGCCAUGAGGAUCGGUGCAGUUUUAUUAAAUCUACAGGCGACUGAUCGAGAGGGAGACCCAAUAACAUAUGCCAUUGAGAAUGGAGAUCCACAGCGAGUUUUCAAUCUUUCAGAAACUACUGGAAUUCUAACCUUAGGGAAAGCCCUGGACAGGGAAAGCACUGACCGCUACAUUCUGAUCAUCACUGCUUCUGAUGGCAGGCCAGAUGGGACCUCAACUGCCACAGUGAAUGUGGUGGUGACAGAUGUUAAUGACAAUGCACCAGUGUUUGAUCCCUAUCUGCCCAGAAAUCUGUCAGUGGUAGAAGAAGAAGCCAAUGCCUUUGUGGGUCAAGUAAGGGCAGCAGAUCCUGAUGCUGGAAUCAAUGGCCAAGUGCACUACAGCUUGGGUAACUUCAACAAUCUUUUUCGCAUCACAUCCAAUGGGAGCAUUUACACAGCUGUGAAGCUUAACAGAGAAGUCAGGGACUACUAUGAACUUGUUGUUGUGGCAACCGAUGGAGCAGUACACCCUCGUCACUCAACUCUUACUCUGGCCAUCAAGGUUUUGGAUAUUGAUGAUAAUAGUCCUGUGUUCACCAAUUCAACAUACACUGUUGUUGUUGAAGAGAACCUGCCAGCUGGGACCACUUUCCUUCAAAUAGAGGCCAAAGAUGUUGACCUUGGAGCAAAUGUGUCUUAUCGGAUAAGAAGUCCAGAAGUGAAGCACUUUUUUGCACUACAUCCAUUUACAGGAGAACUCUCCCUUUUAAGGAGUUUGGACUAUGAGUCAUUUCCAGACCAGGAAGCAAGUAUCACUUUUCUAGUGGAGGCCUUUGAUAUUUAUGGAACAAUGCCGCCUGGUAUUGCUACUGUCACAGUGAUAGUAAAGGAUAUGAAUGAUUACCCUCCAGUGUUUAGUAAACGAAUCUACAAAGGAAUGGUUGCUCCCGAUGCUGUCAAGGGUACACCGAUAACGACUGUUUAUGCUGAAGAUGCAGACCCUCCUGGAUUACCUGCAAGCCGUGUGAGGUAUAGGGUAGAUGAUGUCCAGUUUCCCUAUCCUGCAAGUAUUUUUGAUGUAGAAGAAGAUUCUGGAAAAGUAAUAACUCGAGUUAAUCUUAAUGAAGAACCUACAACAAUUUUUAAGUUGGUCAUUGUUGCUUUUGAUGAUGGUGAGCCUGUGAUGUCCAGCAGUGCCACUGUGAAGAUUCUUGUCUUACAUCCAGGAGAAAUCCCACGGUUUACACAAGAGGAAUACAGACCUCCUCCAGUAAGUGAACUUGCAACCAGAGGGACUAUGGUGGGUGUAAUUUCUGCUGCAGCUAUCAAUCAGAGCAUUGUAUACUCCAUUGUUGCAGGAAAUGAAGAGGAUAAGUUUGGAAUCAAUAACAUCACAGGAGUAAUCUACGUGAAUGCCCCUCUGGAUUAUGAAACAAGGACAAGCUAUGUACUUCGAGUUCAAGCCGAUUCCUUGGAAGUAGUCCUCGCCAAUCUCCGAGUUCCUUCAAAAAGCAAUACAGCUAAAGUGUAUAUUGAGAUUCAGGAUGAAAAUGAUCAUCCCCCAGUGUUUCAGAAAAAAUUCUACAUUGGAGGUGUGUCUGAAGAUGCAAGGAUGUUUGCUUCUGUGCUAAGAGUUAAGGCGACUGAUAAAGAUACUGGUAAUUAUAGUGCCAUGGCAUACAGACUCAUAAUACCACCAAUUAAAGAAGGAAAGGAAGGAUUUGUGGUGGAGACAUACACAGGGCUUAUCAAAACAGCUAUGCUCUUCCAUAACAUGAGGCGGUCUUACUUUAAGUUUCAAGUCAUCGCAACUGACGACUAUGGGAAGGGACUAAGUGGCAAAGCAGAUGUUCUGGUCUCCGUGGUCAAUCAGCUGGAUAUGCAAGUCAUUGUUUCUAAUGUGCCCCCUACGCUAGUGGAAAAAAAGAUAGAAGACCUUACAGAGAUUUUGGAUCGCUAUGUUCAGGAGCAAAUUCCUGGUGCCAAGGUUGUGGUGGAGUCCAUUGGUGCUCGCCGGCAUGGUGAUGCCUUUUCUCUAGAAGAUUAUACCAAGUGUGACUUGACUGUCUAUGCAAUCGACCCCCAAACCAACAGAGCCAUCGACAGAAAUGAGCUUUUUAAAUUUUUAGAUGGCAAACUGCUUGAUAUCAAUAAAGACUUUCAGCCAUAUUAUGGGGAAGGAGGACGCAUUCUGGAGAUCCGGACUCCAGAGGCAGUGACCAGCAUUAAAAAGCGAGGAGAAAGUCUCGGCUAUACCGAAGGGGCCCUGCUGGCUCUGGCCUUCAUCAUCAUCCUCUGCUGUAUUCCUGCCAUCUUGGUGGUUUUGGUCAGCUACAGACAACGCCAAGCUGAGUGCAUCAAGACAGCUCGAAUCCAGUCUGCCCUGCCUGCGGCCAAACCAGCAGCGCCUGCCCCGCCACCGGUGGCCAUGGCCCCGCCACCCCUGCCGCCUCCCGGAGCUCAUCUCUAUGAAGAACUCGGGGACAGCACGAUGAGAGGUUAUACAUCAGAGCAACAACAACUGCUGAGGCCUUCUCUUCUUAAACCAGAGGAGUUAUCCAUGGAGUCUGGAAUUGAUCCUGGCCAGGAAUAUGGACAAGAUUAUUACAGUUAUGAGCAUGGGUAUGAAAUGCCUCAAUAUGGUAGUCGUCGUCGUUUGUUACCACCGGCUGGACAAGAGGAAUACGGUGAAGUGGUUGGUGAAGCUGAAGAGGAAUAUGAGGAGGAAGAGUGGGCAAGAAAAAGAAUGAUCAAGUUAGUUGUUGAUCGAGAGUAUGAAACUAGCUCAACUGGAGAGGACAGUGCUCCUGAAUGUCAGAGAACACGUCUUCAGAAUCCUAAUAUCCACAGUAAUGUCAAUGGCAAUAUAUACAUUGCACAGAAUGGUUCUGUGGUGAGAACCCGCCGAGCCUGCCUCACUGAUAAUUUAAAAGUUACUUCCCCUGUUCGACUGGGGAGACACUUUAAGAAACUAGACAAGUUGGCCGUGACACAUGAGGAGAACGUCCCCCUGAACACAUUAUCAAAGGGGCCAUUUUCUACUGAGAAAAUGAACACAAGACCAACUCUGGUUACGUUUGCCCCUUGCCACAUGGGGACUGACGGUACGGCAGUGAGGUCUUUGGGGAACAGGCUGAAAAGCACAGUUGAACAGGAAUCCGUGGUUGAGAGUAAGAACAUCAAGGAGGCUCUGGAAUUCCAUAGUGACCACACGCAGUCAGAUGAAGAGGAGCUGUGGAUGGGUCCCUGGAACAAUCUCCAUAUACCAAUGACAAAACUGUGACUGAUUUUUUAAAACGUUAUUUUAAUUUUUACUUCAGUUUUUAAUAAACUGCACUUUUUAUUGUCACUGACAAAACAACGUAUGGGGUUUAUAUCAUGCACACAAGCUAAAACUUUGAACACUAGGCUUUAAAGCUUAAAAAGAGACAGAUUUGCACUCACAUUUGUAUCAAUUAAUUGUUCUUCCCAGAAAAAUCUUUUUGGAUAGAUACUCAAUUCAUUGUAUAACAUCACUUAAACAUUUUGCUGUUGUGUUGGGUCUUUUUUUUUUCCUCAUUUUAAU
Molecule: messenger RNA, 5740 nt
Organism: Dama dama (fallow deer)
Lineage: Eukaryota; Metazoa; Chordata; Mammalia; Artiodactyla; Cervidae
Gene: PCDH15
Product: protocadherin related 15
Exons: 37
Coding region: 299-5458 (1719 amino acids)
Biological process (GO): homophilic cell-cell adhesion; sensory perception of sound; inner ear development
Cellular component (GO): plasma membrane; stereocilium
Molecular function (GO): calcium ion binding
Source: RefSeq, a predicted model, not a curated record